AUGGAGAAUGAAGAACAACAACAAGUUCUGAAAGAAAUUCAAACCUCUAUAGAAAUCCAUCCCCAGAAAAACUACCUUCACUACUAUGCCCACAAGCAUCCUUUAAAGUUGUACCAUGAAGAUGAUGGUAAUGAUCACAAUCCUAAUCCUUUCAUCAUCUGCUCCGGUUGCUCUUUACCCAUUAAUGCCUCCUCGAACUCAAACUCAAGCUCAAACUACUGCUGCAAAAAAUGCAGACAAUUCUUCCAUAUCUCUUGCGCAGAAUCUCCGACAACCAUCCAUCACCCAUUUCACAUGUCACAUUCUCUUUCCCUCCUUCAAUCCCCGCCUCAGCCCGGAUUAACGAUCUGCUCCGCCUGCAACCACAACAUCAUCCCAGGAUCUGCUAAUUCUUACGGAUGUCUUGACUGUCGAAUCUUCUUCCAUGACUUCUGCUUACAACUGCCACCCAAGCUUAAACACGACCUCCAUUCUUAUCAUCUCCUCUUUCUAAUCAGUUCCGAAAAUGAUUUUAAAUGCAGGGGAUGUUCUACAACCUGCUCUGGCUUCAGUUACAGUUGCCGGAAAUGUGAUUUCCCAUCAAAAUUCUGCCUUUCUUGUAUGUUUUCUCCACCAACAAUCCUGGAGUGUAGCGAUCAAGCUGUGGCCCACGUUCUUACCAUCCACUCCGCCUCGAGUUUGGAUGAUUCAACUUCUGUUUGUAGGGUUUGUGCUAAGGAAAUUGGUAGUGGAAUGGCUUUCUUCAGGUGCAGCUUAUGUCGAUUCUAUCUCCAUAUCCAUUGUGUCCUUCAACCCACUUUCGAAAGCCCGCAUCACAGACAUAUUCUCCAGCUUCACGAAGAAGAUCAAGAUGAAGAAGACGAUGAAUUUGAAGAUGAGGAACUUAUAUGUGACCACUGUGAGAAAACAAGAUACUCAAAUCUUCCUGUAUAUCAAUGUCCUCAAGCUGGCUGCAGCAUUGUUGCGCAUUGUUAUUGCGCACUCAUGGAGGAGAAUCUAUCAAUUGCUCAUAAACUUGGAGAUGAAAUAUCCAUUGUUGUGAUAAAAGACCCUCCUAUUACAUUGAGGGAAGAGAUUGUUUGGUGUUGCGAAAUGGAGUUGGAGGAUUUAAACGAUCUCGUUGCUAAUAACAUCAGCGACGGAAAUGAAUGGUCAAACGAGGCGCUAACUACUGAAUUCUCAAUGCUUUCUAUCCACCCUUUAUUUACCGAGUUCUUUGAAAAUUACGAGCCUCGAGUAGUGGAGAAUGCGAUGGAUUCCAUUAAUCUAUAUCAUGAUUCUGUUGUGGUUGGGGUUUGGGAAUACUCUAUAUCAAGAACGCUAGCACCGGUGAUGGAGCUCUUGUUUGCUAACUAUGGGGAUUUUAGUAAGAACUCCAUAUUGAGUAGUUCAAGGCCGAAGAUAUUAUUCUUCAAUGUUUUAUGCCACGCCAUGUUUGAUAUUUGUUGCACUAAAGACGAAGAGAUCACCAAGUUUCAUCUUUGGUCUUGGUUGGAUUGCUUCAAGUUUGUUCAUUCCUUCGGAUUCGAGAUUCAUUUUGCACGUCAGAGGUUUAAGAAAGCUUUCAACGCAUUCUUCGGGAGUGUUCAUGACGACGAAACUAUGGACAAACUAGAUAUGGAGAUGAAAAGGCUUGGGGAAGAUGUGGAGGCGUCUAAGUUGCAAUUCUCGACAGCUCAUUGUAUUACAUCUAUCAUGAAUAAGGAUUCUAUAGGAGAAAUAAUUAAAUUAGAGGUAUCGAACUCACCUGGCAUUUUGUCGAACACCUCGUGGAACCAAUACAUGAUUGAGACACGGCGGGAGCAGGCGUCGUUGAUGAUGAACGUAACGGAUUUACUCUUCCCGGAAAGAGAAUCGAGUUUGGAUGGUUUUUCCGGCUUCAUGGACAGAACCAAAGAUAUGACAUUAUGGGAUUACGACACUCUGCUUGCGAAGAUUGAACGUUUCUUCAUAAUUAGGAGUCAAGAGAAUUUAGGAGGAGGGGGAGAUACAGAAAUGGUGAUUAGUACCGAUAUUUGUUCUUCCAAUUGUGAGCUACGAUCGAUUGACAUUCCAUUCAAUCUUUGCACAAAAUGCGAUCUAUUAGUUCAAACCGGCUGCGAUAUGUUGGAAAAAGUGUCUUGUCUCGACUACGGCGAUCACGAUCUAUCCGCCAUUGCUAAUGCUCCUUCCCCUUUCGACCUAAUACGAGAAGAAGGUUUCUAUUACGCGAUCGACAGAAGUUGUUGCGUUUGUGCUCUUCCAAUAUGGGGCUCAGCCUACACCUGCGACGACCACCAAACCCUAAUCCACAAGUUUUGCAUUAACUAUCCACAAGAGUUCCAUCACAUCCGUCUUCAUCCAGCGCACACACUCUCGCUCGAUUUAGAACCAACGAAUUCGGAAUCGACGAGAAUUUGCAAUGCAUGUGGAGACAACUGUCACUACGGCCAAAUCUAUAGCUGCAAAAACUGCAAUUUCUACCUAGAAUCAAAAUGCACAUUCAGAGAAUUGUUGAUGAUUAGAAGCACAUUACACGGUCAUCAGCUCGCGCUCGUCGAACAAAACACGAAGCGCGAUCCAAAACGCGACUGCAACCAGUGUAGGAAAGAACUUCCUUGCUCUCCGUAUCUCCACUGCGGACUAUGCGACGUGAGCUUCUGCGUCUGGUGCGCUCUUCCGUCUAAAGCUGCGUAUUCUCGUCACUACCAUGAGCUAGGGUUUGUUCAUUCUUACGUUGAAGAUGAAAGUGGAGAAUAUUAUUGCGAUGCUUGCGAACAACGAAGGGUUCCAAACCAUCCGGUUUACCGUUGUAUGGAAUGCGCAUAUGUUGCUCAUAUUGGAUGCGUCGCCUCAGAUUUGUACAAUAAUUAA
Molecule: messenger RNA, 2853 nt
Organism: Impatiens glandulifera
Lineage: Eukaryota; Viridiplantae; Streptophyta; Magnoliopsida; Ericales; Balsaminaceae
Exons: 2
Coding region: 1-2853 (950 amino acids)
Source: RefSeq, a predicted model, not a curated record